Penicillium cataractarum is the source of this 1299-nucleotide messenger RNA. Its product is annotated as acyl-CoA dehydrogenase family protein. NCBI's taxonomy places the organism in Eukaryota, Fungi, Ascomycota, Eurotiomycetes, Eurotiales, Aspergillaceae. The record is from RefSeq and is a predicted model, not a curated record. The transcript has 2 exons. Gene Ontology annotation, molecular function: flavin adenine dinucleotide binding; acyl-CoA dehydrogenase activity. Bases 1 to 1299 code for a protein of 432 amino acids.
AUGUCAAAUCCGGCGCGCAGACUGAUCACUCAAUCGUGGAGUAGACGACCUCAGUUGCAACAUGGCUUCUUUGGGAAACCUCAAAGGUUAACGCGACUCCUUCAUGCCCGCGCAAAAGAAUACCUGCAAGCACACGAUCCCGACCUUACAGAUUCUCAAAGGACUGUCCGCGAAGCCGUCGCCAAAAUCUGCGCUAAUUACCCCGAUGAGUAUUGGCUGAGGCAAGAAGAAAAGAAAGAAUUUCCCGUCGAACUCCAUAGAAAGCUUGCCGAUGAUGGUUGGCUUGGAAUCUGUAUCCCUCCCGAGUUUGGGGGGUCGGGCUUAGGUAUCUCUGAAGCUGCAAUUAUGAUGCAGACUUUGUCGGAGUCUGGAGGAGGAAUGACCGCUGCUUCUUCUGUACACAUGAAUAUCUUUGGCCUGGAACCGGUGGUCAAAUUUGGGACAGAAGAACAGAAACGUCGCUGGCUUGAACCUUUAGUUCAAGGUCGGGAGAGGGCAUGUUUCGGCGUCACCGAGCCUAAUACCGGACUCGAUACCUUGAAACUACAGUCUACGGCUCGAAGAGAUGGAAAUGAUUAUGUCUUGUCGGGCCAGAAGAUAUGGAUUUCCACGGCACAGAAUGCGCACAAGAUUUUGAUCCUUGUUCGCACAACCCCUCUUGAUCAAGUCAGUAAACCAUCACAGGGUCUGUCACUAUUCUAUACCGAUCUUGAUCCAUCCGUGGUGGAAAUUACCGAGAUCCCCAAAAUGGGCCGCGCGGCUGUCGAUACAAACUCGCUUUUCUUCGAUAAUUGGCGCGUUCCAGCGACUGAUAUGGUCGGCCAAGAAAACGAGGGAUUCAAAAUGAUCUUACAUGGGAUGAAUGCCGAGCGCAUUCUGAUCGCGGCCGAAGCUCUUGGCCUUGGAUAUGCUGCCAUUCGACGAGCUGCCACCUAUGCGGGCGAGAGACACGUAUUUGGACGUGCGAUUGGACAAAAUCAGGCUAUCCAACACCCAUUGGCUGACAGCUGGAUGAAGCUUGAAGCGGCUAGGUUGAUGAUAUACCAUGCCGCGCGGCUAUACGAUGAGGGGUAUUCGUCCGGGGAAUAUGCCAACGCCGCGAAGUAUUUGGGUGCCGAAGCAGCGUUCCAGGCUUGUGAGCGAGCGGUUAUGGUGCAUGGAGGAAUGGGGUAUGCGAAAGAAUACCAUGUGGAAAGGUAUUUGCGUGAAGUGUUGAUUCCUCGAAUUGCCCCAGUCAGUCGGGAGAUGAUAUGCAAUUAUAUUGGGGAGAGAGUGCUCGGCCUACCAAAGUCGUACUAA